CCGUGACACAUCAUUCGUAAAAGAAUUGAUUGAAAUUGGAGCUGAUGUAAAUUUUAGGUCACCAUUAUUUUAUGCCAUGAAAUUGAAUGCUUUGGAAAUAGAAAACGUUCUUCUGGAAAAUGGUGCAGGAAUUAGUGAAGUUUUAGAAAAAGGAUCACUGGAAGGAAACGAAAAUGUUGUGUUCAAACUAAUUAAUGGAAGGUGUAAAGAAAUUUUAGAAGAAAGAGGAAUAUUUCAAAGCAGUCUUGAUUUAGCUUUGUACAAAGCUUGUCAAGGUGAACAUUGUUCAAUUAUAGAGACCCUAAUAGAACACGGCGCCAGAAUAAAUGCAUCUUUUAAAGACGGCUGGACACCACUCCACAUUGCUAUAGGGAGGAACAAUGCUAUUUUAGCGGAAUGUCUCAUCAACAAGGGUUCAGACUGCAAGGCCAAGGAAUGUCUAUUAGAAAGAACGCCUUUACACCUUGCUUCCCAGAAACACCUUUUACCGACAGUGAAUCUAUUGUUAAAGAAAGGUACAAACUGCAAUGAGCGUGACGUUGAAAAAUGCACCCCACUUCACCUUGCUAUUGAUCCUCAUGACAAUAUCAAGAUUGACGUUAUAGAAGAAACUGAGGAUUUGCUCUUACUGAUACAAACACUUAUUGAUAAUAAUGCCAAUAUAGACAUAUGUGACGAAAAUCAGACCUCCCCGCUGCUAAGUGCAUGUAAAAAUCAAAUGUGGCUUGUUGCAGAACGACUGAUUACAAAUGGUCCGAUGUAAACAUGUGCAGUACUUAUGGAGAUGAUGAUAGUGACCUAUAUUUUUCUUUUAAUCAAAGAUCAGAAGGAAGGAAAAAUUUACAAGCAUCGCCACUUCUUCUGGCAUCAGGUAGUGGCGUUUUGUCAGUUGUUGAGAAACUUAUAAUGAAAGGAGCCAAUGUCAACAUAUGUAACAGUUCUGGCGAAAGUCCAAUUUAUGUAGCAUCUAAGAAUGGAUAUUUAGAAGUUGUGGAAAAAUUGAUCGAACAUGGCUCCUCUUGCAAUGAACAUGGAAACACGCCACUGAAAGCUGCCUUGCAAAAUGGGCAUAGUGAUAUAGCGUUGAAAUUAAUUUCAAGCGGUGCAGAUAUUUCCUAUGAAUCGCUACUUAUCCUGGCAUCGGAGCGUGGGUAUUUGUCAGUUGUUGCUAAACUUAUUGAAAAAGGGGCCAAUGUCAACGAAUGUGACAUUUCUGGUAUAAUGCCGAUCCAUGCAGCUUCGAAAAAUGGUUUCUUAGAAGUGGUUGAAACUUUGAUAGAAAAUGGAUCCUCCUGUAAUGAACUUGAUGAAUUUGGGGAUUCGCCUCUGAUUUAUGCCUUAAGAAAUGGUUAUGAGAAUAUAGCACUCAAAUUGAUUUUAUAUGGAGCAGAUAUAUACAUUUCCAAGGAAAACUACAUAUCCUCAAUAAAGUAUGCUCUUCAAAGACGACUUUGGAAUGUUUUUGAAAAGUUAACUACAUUUAAGGUAGAAAGAGGUACAUACCAGGAAUCCCUUCAAACUGCACUGAUAUAUGCAAUGGAAAAUAAAAACAAUGAGAUGGUUCAAACAUUUCUACCAGAACUUGUUGAAAAACUUAUUAAUAGCGGUUUUAAUGUAAACUACUCCGAUGUUAAUGGCAAUUCUCCUCUUUAUUAUGCAGUUUACUUUGAAUUUCAGGAAGUUGUCGAAAUACUCUUAAGCCAUGGCGCUAGCUGCAAUCAAUGUAAUGGAGAUGGCAUAUCGCCUUUAUUUGUUGCUAUUAGAAAGAAGAACUCAAAACUUUGUAUCUACCUGAUCAGGCAAGGUUCAAAUAUCAAUUUAUGUGAUAAAAAUGAAAAUUCGCCACUGCUUUAUGCAUCUGAAUAUGGUCUUAAAAAUGUCGUAGAUAAGCUAAUUGAUUCUGGCGCAGAUGUCAAUAAGUCCAAUGUAUCCGGAGAAACGUCUCUCAGCUGUGCGUCAAAAAACGGAUUUUGCGAUAUCGCAGAGAGUCUUGUGAAGAAUGGUGCAGAUAUUUCCUCAAAGAAUAAGAAAGGAGAUUCACCAAUUUUUCAAGCCUGUAAAAACGGACAGGUAGAAAUAAUGGGAGUAUUAAUUCGUAAUGGUGCUAAUGUAAAUAUUCCUUCGACCAGAAUGACACAUCUUUUGCACAAUGCUCUUAAUAAAGGCAAUUUAUUGAUUGUUGAAAAACUUAUUGAUUAUGGUGCAGACUGCAAUGUAUGUGACGAUAAAGGAAAAACGCCUGUUGUAAUUGCAUCACAAAAGGGCUAUUUUCACAUCUUCAGAAAAAUCAUUGACAGUGAUGUAAAUUUUAAGAAAUCUAAAGAUAACGUCUUCGAACUCUUAAGUGCAGCAACAGAAAAUGGUCACUUGUCUAUAGUCCACUUUCUUAUCUUACACGGCUUUGAUUUUACCAAUUAUAAACUACAAAUUGGAAAUUUAUUACUGAAAACUAUUGGCCGUGGUCAUGUCUUUGUGGCCUGUAAACUUAUAGACCUUUUAACCAAUGUCAACAAUGAUAAUGAAAAUGGAGAAACAGCAUUACAUUUGGCUUCGAAGAAAAAUUACUUAUGUGUGGUUGAAAAACUUAUCCAACAUGGCGCUGACUGUAACUCAUUAAACAAAAGUAAAAAAUCCCCUAUAAGUUUAGCUGCAGAAAAUGGUUGCAUUUCUAUAACUAACCUACUCUUGGAAAAUGAAGCAGACAUCAAAAUUGCUGAUAUACGUGGUAACACGCCAUUACAUCUUGCUUCAGAAAAGGGACAUACCCUGAUAGUCAAAAGUUUGCUUAAGCAUGGUGCCGAUUGCAAUGCAACAAAUAAAGAUGGAUUAACUCCACUUUUGCUCAUGUCAAAUGCAAAACAUGGAAUUUCUUCUAUAGUGGAGUCAUUAAUUCAGCACGGAGCAAACGUAAAUGAUUGUGAUGCCGAUGGAAAAUCUCCUUUACAUCUAGCAGUAAAAAACGGUUUUGUCUCAGUCGUAGAUAAACUUAUACAAUUGGGUGCAGAUGUAAAAAAGUGUGAAAAAAACGGUUUGUCUACAUUACAUACGUUAUUGAGUGAAUACUGGUGUGAAAAUCAAAAAGAGUAUCUUAUAUUCAAAAAGCUAAUAGCAAAUGGAGCAGACUGUAAUAAAUGCAACAUAUAUGGUGAAUCUCCCCUAGUCAUUGCAACAAAAAAGGAACAAACAUCUUAUAUAAGAAUGCUUAUUGAUCUUGGUGCUGAUAUCACGAUUCGUGAUAAAGAUGGAAAGUCUCUUUUAUUUAUUGCCGUUGAAAGAGGAAACACUUCUAUUAUAAAGAUGUUCAUUGAUCAUGGAGCUGAUGUCAACUUGUGUGAUAAAGAUGGCAAGUCCCCUUUAUUAAUUGCAGUUGAAAGACAAAACAUUUCUAGUAUAAAGAUGCUUACUGACCACGGUGCAGAUAUCAACAUGUGCAAUAAGGAUGGCAGGUCCCCGUUAUCUAUUGUAGCUGAAAAACAAAACAUUUUUGGUAUAAAGAUACUCAUUGACCACGGUGCAGAUAUCAACAUGUGCAAUAAAGAUGGCAGGUCCCCGUUAUUUAUUGUAGCUGAAAAACAAAACAUUUUUAGUAUAAAGAUGCUCAUUGACCAUGGUGCUAAUAUCAACUUAUGUGAUAAAGAUGGCAAGUCCCCAUUAUUUAUUGCAGCUAAGGAGUGUGAAAGACAAAACAUUUCUAGUAUGAAGAUACUCAUUGACCAUGGUGCAGAUAUCAACAUGUGCGAUAAAGAUGGCAGGUCCCCGUUAUUUAUUGUAGCUGAAAAACAAAACAUUUUUAGUAUAAAGAUGCUCAUUGACCAUGGUGCAGACAUCAACAUGUGCAAUAAAGAUGGCAUGUCUCCAUUAAUCAUAGCGUCGUCUGCAACACCAAAUAUUCGAGUAAAACAAAAACUUAUUGAACACUGUGAAAAUUGCAACAAAUGUGACAUUAAUGACAACACUUCACUCAUUAAUAAAAUUAGAACUUCCUAUCCCGGUUAUUAUUUAAAAAAUAUUUUUAAGGAUGAUACUGACGUCAGCAUAUGUAAAAACUACGGGGAUUGUCCAGAAAAUUUAGCAAUUGAAAGAGAAGAAAUAUCCUGUAUUAAAAUUCUUUUAGACCAUGGAGCUGAUGUUAAUCAAUGUGACGUUCACGGCUGUUCACCUCUUUAUACUGCAGCUAAAAAAAAUAAAAUUCCUUUUGUGAAAAUACUCCUAAAUAAAGGCGCUGAUGUUAAUAUAUUUGAUGAAUAUGGUCAUUCUCCACUUGACAUUGCAGUUGAGAAAAAUAACAAACUCAUUGUACAGAUGCUUAUCAAUCAAGUGUUGAAUGAAAAUCAUUUAAACAAACAAAACAGCAUUUCCAUUCGAUCGAAGCAGUUGAGAGUAAGAAAAACAUAGU
Messenger RNA from Saccostrea cuccullata (small rock oyster), 4396 nucleotides. RefSeq names its product ankyrin-1-like. The coding region runs from base 766 to 4395 and encodes 1209 amino acids. The record is from RefSeq and is a predicted model, not a curated record. NCBI's taxonomy places the organism in Eukaryota, Metazoa, Mollusca, Bivalvia, Ostreida, Ostreidae. The transcript has a single exon. Gene Ontology annotation, molecular function: protein binding.